This is a messenger RNA of Uncinocarpus reesii 1704, 483 nucleotides long. RefSeq lists its product as uncharacterized. Lineage: Eukaryota; Fungi; Ascomycota; Eurotiomycetes; Onygenales; Onygenaceae. The record is from RefSeq and is a predicted model, not a curated record. The transcript has 3 exons. Gene Ontology annotation, molecular function: transcription coregulator activity. Gene Ontology annotation, cellular component: mediator complex. Bases 1 to 483 code for a protein of 160 amino acids. Gene Ontology annotation, biological process: regulation of transcription by RNA polymerase II.
AUGGCUCCGGUGACAUUAAGCCAGGUUGAUGAGGACUUGAAGGACGUCAUCCAGAACUUCUUCGAGAUCCAAUCCGCCAUCCACGGCUACUUGGGCCCCGAGACCCAACAGGAAUUAGUCAAAAAGCUGAAAUCCCUAACAAUCUCUCUUCAGACGCUCUCCGCCCACUCCGCCCCCGAUCCUUCGUAUGUGCCACCCGCACCAUCCCGGACCGCGCUCUCCUCCCCUGAUCCUCCCCUACAGAGCAUCCAGCUACCUCCCGAGAUAAUAGACUAUGUCGACGCAGCGCGCAACCCGGACAUUUACACGCGAGAGUUUGUCGAGCUGGUGCAGAAGUCUAAUCAGGAUUUGAAGGGGAAGAUGGAGGCAUUCGCGAGCUUCAGGGAUGUACUGGCGAAGGAGAUGGCUAGUGCGAUGCCAGAGUGCAAAAAGGAGGUGGAGAAGGUGGUGAAAGCGACUGGGGGCAAACUGGAAGGGCCCUGA